This is a messenger RNA of Cricetulus griseus (Chinese hamster), 1698 nucleotides long. RefSeq names its product caspase 8 (gene Casp8). Lineage: Eukaryota; Metazoa; Chordata; Mammalia; Rodentia; Cricetidae. Gene Ontology annotation, biological process: apoptotic process; negative regulation of extrinsic apoptotic signaling pathway via death domain receptors; proteolysis. Gene Ontology annotation, molecular function: protein binding; cysteine-type endopeptidase activity. The record is from RefSeq and is marked provisional.
CCCUCUGCCUGCCACACACUCCAGAGAAGGGGCUUGGGAGCCAAGUGCCCUUGGUGAAGACCUCGCUCGGGUUUGUUUCUGAUAAGGUCACCACUCUCCUGCCUCUUGAAAGGAAUGGAUUUCAGAAACUGUCUUUACAAGAUUGCUGAAAACCUGGAUAGCAGUGAACUGGCUGCCCUCAAGUUUCUGUGCUUGGACUACAUCCCACAGAAGAAGCAGGAGCCCAUCAAGGAUGCCCUGAUGCUAUUUCAGGUACUGCAGGAAAAGGGACUGUUGGAGGAAGACAAUCUGUCCUUCCUGAAGGAGCUGAUUUUCCUCAUCAAUCGGCUGGACCUGCUGAGCAACACCCUAAACAGCAGCAAGGAGGAGAUGGUGAGGGAGCUGCAGGUUCCAGACAAAGCCCAGGUUUCUGCCUACAGGGUCAUGCUCUUUAAGCUCUCAGAAGAAGUGACCAAGUCAGAAUUGAAAUCUUUUAAGUUUUUUUUGAAUGAAGAGAUUCCUAAAUGUAAGCUGUAUGAUGAUAACUCGAGCCUGCUUGAUAUUUUUGUGGAAAUGGAGAAGAGAGUCAUCCUGAGGGAAGAAAACUUGGAUGCCCUGAAAUCAAUCUGUGCCCAGGUCAACAAGAGCCUGCUGGAGAAGAUUGAGGCUUAUGAAAAAUCAAGCAGAGGGAGAAUGAGCCUUGAAGGAGGGGCAGAGUCGCCAGUUUCAGUUUUAGAUGGGGAGAGUUACUUCAGAAUGCAGGAAACGUGGGACUCCCAAAGAGAACAAGACAGCGACUCACAGGUAUCACACAGAAUUUACCAAAUGAAGAGCAAACCUCGGGGAUACUGUCUGAUCAUCAACAAUAAUGAUUUCAGUGAGGCGAGGAAGAACAUACCCAGAUUCCACAAAAUGAAGGACAGAAAAGGAACAAACUACGAUGAAGAGGCAUUGACUGAGACCUUUAAAGAGCUUCAUUUUGAGGUCAAGCCUUACAGAGACUGCACAGCCAAUAAAAUCCAUGAGGUUCUAAGAUUCUACCAAAGCAUGGACCACAAGGACAAGGACUGCUUCAUCUGCUGCAUCCUCUCCCAUGGAGACACGGGCAUCAUCUACGGCACUGAUGGGAAGGAAGCCCCCAUUUAUGAACUGACAUCUUAUUUCACUGGUUCAGAGUGCCCUUCCCUGGCUGGAAAACCCAAAAUCUUUUUUAUUCAGGCUUGCCAAGGGGAUAACUACCAGAAAGCUGUACUUGUUGAGACUGACUGGGAAGAGAUGGUCAGCUUCUUAGACGUGGACUCAUCUCAAAAGAGCUAUAUUCCAGAUGAGGCUGACUUUCUGUUGGGGAUGGCUACUGUGAAAAACUGUGUUUCCUACCGAGAUCCCACGCAGGGAACCUGGUACAUCCAGUCACUUUGCCAGAGCCUGAGGAAAAGAUGUCCUCAAGGCGACGAUAUUCUCAGCAUCCUGACUGGUGUGAACUAUGAUGUGAGCAAUAAGGAUGACAGAAAGAACAUGGGGAAGCAGAUGCCUCAGCCCAUCUUCACACUACGGAAGAAGCUGUUUUUCCCUCCUAAGUGAUGUGUGCUCUACAUGGUUGACAUUAUGUCAGUCUAUGCACUUUUGUUUGGGGGGAGGGGUGGGUUUUAAUUUAUUUUUUAUGAUUUCUUUUAUUUUGAGAUAUUAUAUCAUUUACCUCUUCCCUUUCCUCCCUGAAAA